CCGGGCGGGAGGACGCUGCCACCCACAGCCCCGGGAGCUCACUGCAGCGGGUCCCCCAGCGCAGACGGCAGCGGCUGCGCGAGCCCUGCCCAGGGCCGGGGCCGUGGCAGCCACAGGAGCAGGAAAAGAACCAUGUUCCCAGGCUGCCCACCCCUCUGGGUCCUGGUGGUCCUGGGCACCAGCCGGGCAGGCUGGGGGAGCCCAGGGGCCGAGGCAGCGCAGCUAAGGCAGUUCUACGUGGCCGCUGAGCACAUCAGUUGGAGCUACCGCCCUGAGCCCACAAACCUAAGUUUGAAUCCUUUUGCAACUUCCUUUAAGAAAAUUGUCUACAGAGAGUAUGAAGCAUAUUUUAAGAAAGAAAAACCACGAUCUAGCAUUUCAGGACUUCUUGGGCCCACUUUAUAUGCUGAAGUUGGAGACAUCAUGAAAAUUCACUUUAAGAAUAAGGCAGACAAGCCCUUAAGCAUCCAUCCUCAAGGAAUUAAGUACAGUAAAUUCUCAGAAGGUGCUUCCUACCCUGACCACACAUCCCCUGUGGAGAAGAUGGAUGAUGCAAUAGCUCCAGGCCAAGAAUAUACCUAUGAGUGGAUUAUUAGUGAGGACAGUGGGCCUACCCACGAUGACCCUCCCUGCCUCACACAUAUCUAUUAUUCCCAUGAGAAUCUGGUACAAGACUUCAACUCUGGACUGAUUGGACCUCUGCUUAUCUGUAAAAAAGGCACCCUAAGUGAGGAUGGGACUCAGAAGAUGUUUGAGAAGCAACUUGUGCUGCUGUUUGCUGUGUUUGACGAAAGCAAGAGCUGGAGCCAGUCAUCAUCGCUAAUGUACACUGUCAAUGGCUAUGUGAACGGGACAAUGCCAGAUAUAACGGUUUGUGCCCAUGAUCACGUCAGCUGGCAUCUGAUUGGAAUGAGCUCUGGGCCGGAAAUGUUCUCCAUUCAUUUCAAUGGCCAGGUCCUGGAGCAGAACCAUCAUAAGGUCUCAGCCAUCACCCUCGUCAGUGCUACAUCCACCACUGCAAAUAUGACUGUGAGCACAGAGGGAAAGUGGAUUAUAUCUUCUCUCACCCCAAAACAUUUGCAAGCUGGGAUGCAGGCUUACAUCAACAUUAAAAACUGCCCAAAGAAAACCAGAAUGCCUAAGAAAAUGACUCUUGAGCAAAGGCGGCACAUUAAAAGGUGGGAAUACUUCAUUGCUGCGGAAGAAGUCAUCUGGGACUAUGCACCUAUAGUACCAGCAAAUAUGGACAAAAAAUACAGGUCUCUGCACUUGGAUAAUUUCUCAAACCAAAUUGGAAAACAUUAUAAGAAAGUUGUUUACAAACAGUACGAAGAUGAAUCCUUCACCAAACGUGAAGAGAAUCCCAAUAUCAAAGAAGAUGGGAUUUUGGGUCCUGUUAUCAGAGCCCAGGUCAGAGACACACUCAAAAUCACAUUCAAAAAUAUGGCCAGCCGUCCCUAUAGCAUUUACCCUCAUGGAGUGACCUUCUCUCCUUAUGAAGACGAAGUCAACUCUUCCUCCACCUCAGGCAGUAACACCAUGAUCAGAGCAGUAAAACCAGGGGAAACCUAUACUUAUAAAUGGAACAUCCUAGAGUUUGAUGAACCCACAGAAAAUGAUGCCCAGUGCUUAACAAGACCGUACUACAGUGACGUGGACAUCAUGAAGGACAUUGCCUCUGGGCUAAUAGGACUACUUCUAAUUUGUAAGAGCAGAUCCUUGGACAAGCGAGGCAUACAGAGGGCAGCAGACAUUGAACAGCAGGCUGUGUUUGCUGUGUUUGAUGAGAACAAAAGCUGGUACAUUGAAGACAAUAUCAACAAGUUUUGUGAAAAUCCUGAUGAGGUGAAACGUGAUGACCCCAAGUUUUAUGAAUCAAACAUCAUGAGCACUAUCAAUGGCUAUGUGCCUGAGAGCAUACCCACUCUAGGAUUCUGCUUUGAUGACACUGUCCAGUGGCACUUCUGCAGUGUGGGGACCCAGGAUGACAUUUUGACCAUUCACUUCACUGGGCACUCAUUCAUCUAUGAAAAGAGGCAUGAGGACACCUUGACCCUCUUCCCUAUGCGUGGAGAAUCUGUGACUGUCACAAUGGAUAAUGUUGGAACAUGGAUGUUAACUACUAUGAAUUCUAGUCCAAGAAGCAAAAACCUCAGGCUGAGAUUCAGGGAUGUUAAAUGUAUCCUAGAUGAUGAUGAAGACUCAUAUGAGAUUUACGAACCUCCAUCCUCUACAGCCCUGGCUACAAGGAAAAUGCACGAUUUUCCAGAAAGUAAUGAUGAUGGGAGUGAUGCUGAAUACGAUUACCAGUAUACAUUGGCUUCAGAAUUAGGAAUUAGGUCACUCAGAAACUCAUCAUUGAAUCAGGAGGAAGACAAGUUCAAUCUCACUGCCCUAGCUCUGGAGAACAGCUCUGAAUUUAUUUCCCCAAUUACAGAUACAGCUGUGGGUUCAAAUUCUUCUUCCCCAAGUAAUGUUAGCAGUCUCAUUGUCAGUGAUCUCGCAGGACCUCAGAAAACCCUUCCCAACCCAGGAGCCGCCACAGCUGGUCACCCUCUGGGACACUUUGAUGGCUUAGACAAGAACUCAGUUCUCAACUCUUCCAUGGCAGAACAUUCCAGUCCAUAUUCUGAAGACUCCAGUGAGGAUCCUCUACAGUCAGAUGUCACAAGGAUAAGCCUACUUCCACGUGGGGCAGGAGGAUUCAGACGUCAACAACAGGCUAAACAUAAGGGACCCAAGGCAGAAAGAGACCAAGCAGCAAAGCACAGGUUCUCUCAGAUGAAAUUACUAGCACGUAAAACUGGGAGACAUUUCAGCCAAGACAAUGGUUCUCCUUCUGGGAUGGGGCCCUGGGAGGACCUUCCUAAUGAUCUGUUACUCUUAAAAGAAAAGAAUCCAUCUAAGAUUUUGAAUGGGAAAUGGCAUUUGGUUUCUCAGAAAGGUAAUUAUGAAAUAAUCCAAGAUACUGAGGAAGACAUGGCUGUUAAUCAGCCACUGACCAGCCCCCAGAAUGUCUCAAGUACUUGGGGUUCAGAAAUCACCCCCAUUAUAAACAAGCCUGGGAAUCAGAGUGGUGAACCAAAGUUCUCUAGAGUUAGACAUAAAUACCUACAUGUAAGACAGGAUGGAAAAAAUAGUGGAUUGAAGAAAAGCACACUUUUCAUUAAGACACGAAAAAAGAAAAAGGGAGAGAAGCUUGGAUACCAUGUUCUUCUAUCUCCCAGGGGCUUUCACCCUCUAAGAGGUGAGGCCUCUGCCACAUUUUCAGAGCAAAUGUUGAAUCAUUCAUUGUUGCUCCGUAAGUCCAAUGAGACAUCCCUUCCCACAGACCUCAAUCAGACAUUGCCCUCUAUGAAUCUUGACCUGAUGGCCUCACUUCCUGACCACAAUCAGAAUCCCCUAAAUGACACUAGUCAGACAAGCUCACCUCCAGAUCUUUAUCAGACAGUGCUCCCAGAGGAACACUAUCAAACUUUCCCUACUCAAGACCCUGAUCAAACGCACUCUACUACAGACUCCAGUCACAGAUCCUCUCCUCCAGAGCUCAGCUGGAUGCUCGACUAUGCACUAAGUCACCAGUCCUUCCCUGCUGACAUUGGUCAAAUGUCCCCAUACUUGGAACAUGAAGUCUGGCAGACAACCAUUUCUGCAGAUGUCAGCCAAUCAUCCCUCUCUCCAGACCUGGCUACCAUCUCUCCAGACCUCACUCAAUCAUCCCUCUCCCCAGACCUGGCUACCAUCUCUCCAGAACUCAGCCAAUCAUCCCUCUCCCCAGACCUGGCUACCAUCUCUCCAGACCUCACUCAAUCAUCCCUCUCCCCAGACCUGGCUAGCAUCUCUCCAGACUUCACUCAAUCAUCCCUCUCCCCAGACCUGGCUAGCAUCUCUCCAGACCUCAGACAAUCAUCCCUCUCCCCAGACCUGGGCACCAUCUCUCCAGACCUCAGCCAAUCAUCCGUCUCCCCAGACAUGAGUACCUUCUCUCCAGAUCUCAGCCAAUCAUCCCUCUCCCUAGACCUGGGUACCAUCUCUCCAGACCUCAGCCAAUCAUCCCUCUCCCCAGACAUGGGUACCUUAUCUCCAGAUCUCAGACAAUCAUCCCUCUCCCCAGACCUGGGCACCAUCUCUCCAGACCUCAGCCAAUCAUCUGUCUCCCCAGACAUGAGUACCUUCUCUCCAGAUCUCAGCCAAUCAUCCCUCUCCCCAGACCUGGGUACCAUCUCUCCAGACCUCAGCCAAUCGUCCCUCUCCCCAGACCUAGGUACCAUUUCUCCAGACCUCAGGCAAUCAUCCCUCUCCCCAGCCCUUGGCCAGAUGACACUCUCUGCAGAACUCACUCAGACAAGGCUUUCGCUAGACGUCAGUCAGAUGCCCCUUUCUCCAGACCUCAGCCACACAACGCUUUCUCCAGACCUCAGCCACACAACGCUUUCCCUAGAUCUCAGUCAAGUGCCCCUUUCCCCGGAUCUCAGUCAGACAACCCCCUCCCCAGACCUCGGUCAAAUGUCCCUUUCCCCAGACCUCAGCCAGAUGACGCUUUCUCCAGACCCCAGUGAAACAAAUGUUUCCCCAGACUUCAGUCAGAUACCCCUUUCUUCAGCCCUCGGGCGGGUGGCUCUCUCUCCAGACAUCAGUCUGACAACCCUUCCUCCAGAUCUCAGGCAGACAUCACCUCCUCCAGACCUUGAUCACACAUUCUACUCUUCUGAGUCUAGUCAGUCAUUACCUCUUCCAGAAUUUAAUGAGACUUUUUCUUAUUCAGACCUUGGUCAGAUGCCAUCUCCUACACUCAAUGACAGUUUUAUAUCAAAGGAAUUGAAUCCACUGGUUGUAGUAGGCCUCAGUAGAGAUGAUGGAGAUUAUAUUGAGAUUAUUCCAAGGCAGGAGGACCAGGGCAGUGAUGAAGACUAUGUUGAAAUUGAUUAUGUGGCCUAUAGUGACCCCUACCAAACUGAUAUUAGGACAGACAUCAACUCCUCCAGAAAUCCUGACAACAUCGCAGCAUGGUACCUCCGCAGCAACAAUGGAAACAGAAGAAAUUAUUAUAUUGCUGCAGAAGAAAUAUCCUGGGAUUAUUCAAAAUUUGCACAAAGUGAAAUGGAUAAUGAAGACACUGAUGAUAUUCCAGAGGGUGCCAUAUACAAAAAAGUAGUUUUUCGAAAGUACCUUGACAGCACUUUUACCAAACGUGAUCCUCAGGGAGAGUAUGAGGAGCAUCUUGGCAUUCUUGGUCCUGUUAUUAGAGCCGAAGUGGAUGACGUCAUCCAAGUUCGUUUUAAAAAUUUAGCUUCCAGACCAUAUUCUCUUCAUGCUCACGGACUUUCCUAUGAAAAAUCAUCAGAGGGAAAGACUUAUGAAGACGACUCUCCUGAAUGGUUUAAGGAAGAUAAUGCUGUCCCACCAAACAGCAGUUACACAUACGUGUGGCACGCCACUGAUCGAUCGGGGCCAGAAAGCCCUGGCUCCGCCUGCCGGGCUUGGGCCUACUACUCAGCUGUGAACCCGGAAAAAGAUAUCCACUCGGGCUUGAUAGGGCCCCUUCUGAUCUGCCAUAAAGGAACACUUCAUAAGGAGAGCAACAUGCCCAUGGACAUGAGAGAAUUUGUCUUACUUUUUAUGGUCUUUGAUGAAAAGAAGAGCUGGUACUAUGAAAAGAAGUCCAAAAGGUCUUGGAGACUUGCAUCCUCAGAAGUAAAAAACUCCCAUGAGUUUCAUGCCAUUAAUGGGAUGAUCUACAACUUGCCUGGCCUGAGAAUGUUCGAGCAAGAGUGGGUGAGGUUCCACCUGCUGAAUGUGGGCGGCUCCCAAGACAUUCACGUGGUUCACUUCCAUGGGCAGACCUUGCUGGAAAAUGGCCAUCAACAGCACCAGUUAGGGGUCUGGCCCCUUCUGCCUGGUGCAUUUAAAACUCUUGAAAUGAAGCCAUCAAAACCUGGUUGGUGGCUCCUAAACACAGAGGUUGGAGAAAACCAGAAAGCAGGGAUGCAAACACCAUUUCUUGUCAUAGACAAAGAAUGUAAGAUGCCAAUGGGACUAAGCACUGGUAUCAUAUCUGAUACACAGAUCAAGGCUUCUGGGCAUCUGGGGUAUUGGGAGCCUAGAUUGGCAAGAUUAAACAACAUUGGAUCAUAUAAUGCUUGGAGUGUAGAAAAACCUGCAACAGAAUCUGGCUCUAACCCUUGGAUCCAGGUGGACAUGCAAAAGGAAGUUGUAAUCACAGGGAUCCAGACCCAAGGUGCCAAACACUACCUGAAGUCCCUGUAUACUGCAGAGUUCAAUGUGGCCUACAGUUCUGACCACACCAACUGGCAGAUCUUCAAAGGGAACAGCACAAGGAAUGUGAUGUAUUUUGAUGGCAAUUCAGAUGCAUCUUCAAUAAAAGAGAAUCAGUUUGACCCACCUAUUGUGGCUAGAUAUAUUAGGAUCUCUCCAACUAGAUCCUAUAACAGACCUACCCUUCGAUUGGAACUGCAAGGUUGUGAAGUGAAUGGAUGCUCCACACCACUGGGUAUGGAAAGUGGAAAGAUAGAAAACAAGCAAAUCACAGCUUCCUCCUUUAAAAAAUCUUGGUGGGGAGAUUACUGGGAACCCUCCCGUGCCCGUCUUAAUGCCCAGGGACGUGUGAAUGCCUGGCAAGCCAAGGCAAACAACAACAAACAGUGGUUACAAAUUGAUCUACUCAAAAUCAAGAAGAUAACUGCGAUGACAACGCAGGGCUGCAAGUCUCUGUCCUCUGAAAUGUAUGUGAAGAGCUACACCAUCCACUACAGUGACCAGGGAGUGGAAUGGAAACCUUACAGGCAGAAAUCCGCCAUGGUGGACAAGAUUUUCGAAGGAAAUAGUAAUACCAAAGGACACGUGAAGAACAUUUUCAACCCCCCAAUCAUUUCUAGGUUUAUCCGCAUCAUUCCUAAAACAUGGAAUCAAAGUAUUGCACUUCGCCUGGAACUCUUUGGCUGUGAUAUUUACUAGAAUUGAAUAUUCAUAAGCACAGGAAAGAAUCUUUAAGACAUCAAACCAUUUAGAGCGAGCAAUGUAUUUUGUGACUAUUUUAAAUGUUAACAAUUUCCUACUAUUUCUCUUUUUUUUCUAUUAAAGAAUAAAAUUUUAUAAGAAACUUCUAUAACUCCUUGCUACCAUUAAGUGAGAUGGUGGCUAUAUUUCUCCAUUAAUUUGAAUAUAGAUGGGAAAAUAUCAAGAACCAACAAGAAAAUGACUUAUCUUUCACAAUGAUUAAAAAUGCCUUAACAUG
Molecule: messenger RNA, 7255 nt
Organism: Lemur catta (Ring-tailed lemur)
Lineage: Eukaryota; Metazoa; Chordata; Mammalia; Primates; Lemuridae
Gene: F5
Product: coagulation factor V
Exons: 25
Coding region: 133-6975 (2280 amino acids)
Molecular function (GO): copper ion binding
Source: RefSeq, a predicted model, not a curated record